This is a messenger RNA of Dufourea novaeangliae, 681 nucleotides long. RefSeq lists its product as uncharacterized. The record is from RefSeq and is a predicted model, not a curated record. Lineage: Eukaryota; Metazoa; Arthropoda; Insecta; Hymenoptera; Halictidae. The transcript has 3 exons.
AUGCCACGGCGUUGCUGUGUUCCCAAUUCUAAGGGAAAUUAUGAUAGUAUUUUAAAAGAUAGUAAUUAUAUAUCUAUGUUUUUCUUCCCCAAAGAUGAGGAAUUGCGGCAAAAAUAGAUGGCUACUAUUCCUCGUAAAAAUUGGACACCAAUAAAAUAUUCUGUCGUUUGCAGUCUGCAUUUUGCAGAAAGUGUUAUUCAAAGGUACCAAGGUAUUCUAUCACCCAAUGGUGUACUGGAGAAUGUUUUGUUGAGAUGUCCAAGACUUAUAGCGAAUGCAGUAUCAUCCAUUUUCCCCAAUUUCCCUUCUUACCUUGUAAAACAUGUGCUACCACCAAGAAAAGAUCCUAAUGAUAAUUCUGACUUUUUGACUCUAAAUACACAGAUUGUGAUUAGUGACAACAUAAAAUUACAAGUUUUUCAAGAAAGCAAUGAAUUUUGAUUCAAUGAUUGAAAGUGGGUACUGCCUAUUGAUAAGAAAUUAUCUAGGUGGUCUCAACUUGAAAAUUUAUUAAGUAGAUAUAAAGUAUUACAGAGUCCACAUUCUACCACUGAUAUAUGUCUUAUUGAAAAAUACCUUGAGAAAUCUCUAGAAGCACUUAAUAAGGCAUAUAUUAUUGCAGAAUCAAUUGAAUGUGCUUAUACCCAAAAUCUUGAAGUAGUAAGAGAUGAAAUAAGAUGA